Molecule: messenger RNA, 3100 nt
Organism: Ceratina calcarata
Lineage: Eukaryota; Metazoa; Arthropoda; Insecta; Hymenoptera; Apidae
Product: WD repeat-containing protein l(2)05287
Exons: 15
Coding region: 576-3065 (829 amino acids)
Biological process (GO): positive regulation of rRNA processing; positive regulation of transcription by RNA polymerase I; ribosome biogenesis
Cellular component (GO): nucleolus; small-subunit processome
Molecular function (GO): protein binding; RNA binding
Source: RefSeq, a predicted model, not a curated record
UAUUUGAACUCGAUUGCAAUGCAAACAAAUCGUAACUAAAAUUGGUAAAUCUUCAGAAUUGAAAACUAAAACGGAUGUUACAAUAAAUAAUCGUUUACAUAAAUCUUCCCUCCAUUUUCAUAUACUGGUAGGACUGUGCGUGCCUAACUUCACGCAGAGACGAAAUAUUUUAAAGAGAAACAACUUUAUCAUUUUCUGAGGGAUCUAUUCACAUUUCUGGGAUCUCUAGCUUUAAUUUGAAUCGCAUGCAUCAAAAUCUGUGCAGAGGAACUGGAAAUGUAAUCCCUCAACAAUCGCUGAGAUUGUUCAACCAUAAAUUAUUUUCUUGCCACAGUUGUAGGAAUGAUACAUGAAGUUCGUUCAAUCAAUCAUGUUUUGAUAUAGAAGCAUAUAGAAGCGAACCAUGUGGUCAGUGCAUUUACUUACUUUGGUUAUUCCGACUUUAACGCACGUUUAAAUGUGAAUAUUUGACUAUUUUUACGUAUUUUAUACUUCGGGACGUCGUUAAUAUAUGGAGUAUACAAUACCGAGCGUAAUUAUCAGAGACAUUAGUUUUUUCCAAAGUAAAUGACAAAAUGCAGAUGAAGUUAAAUACCAGACGCAAGUCUACAAAUAUCGAAGUAAUAGAUGUAGACGAUUUAGUUCUGACAAGAAAAGGCGGAGGUAGUAUAAUUGAUCAACGGCCGACCUUUUCACAUGAUGGAGAAACAUUGUACAUAGUAUGGAAACACGUUAUAAGAGCUUACAGUACUCAAACUGGAGACUUUGUGAAAGAAUUAGAGCCAGCAAAUCAUAGAAUAGCUGGAUUAAUUAUACAUCCAGAGAACCCCAAUUUGCUUAUCGCUUGUACAGAGAAUGGAAUAAGAACCUUUCAUAUUGUAAAUUACAAAACUCACAAGGGAACUGAAUUACGCCAAGUGCUUGUAACAUAUAUAUCCAAGUGUAAUACAAAAAUCUAUAUAGUUUUGUUAGAUAUUGAUCAUGGAAACUGUACAAAAUCUACAUGCAUACCAACAGAUUCUCAUGAGUAUUACGUUGAUAUCAUUGGAAAUUAUGGAGAGAAUCUGAUAGCGCUUCUUCAUGAUGUUGAUUUACACAUAUUUAAUCCAUCCAGGAAUCUUAUUGACAAAUUACACAAGACGGGUAAAACAGGCAGAUUGCCAACAUGUAUAGCUGGACAUCCGGAAGAGGAAUGUGUUGCCACGGGAGAUUCAACCGGUCGUGUAGUAGUUUGGAGGAAUUUGUUCCAAUCGAGGCCUUACACAGCAGUUUAUCACUGGCACACAUUACCCGUUACAGAAAUAGCAUUCAGUAAAUCAGGCGGUCACAUGUACACGGGAGGUGGAGAGUGCGUGUUGGUAAAGUGGGUUUUGGCAAAUCCGCAUCAUAAAUCUUUCCUUCCCCGUCUUCCUGCACCCAUCAAACACCUUACUAUUGCUCCAGAUAAUUUGUAUGUCGCUGUAUCUACUUUAGAUAAUGGUAUUGUAGUCGUAAAUCCACAAAGAAAAUUAACGUCAGUAAUUCAGAAUUUUACGUGGGGCGUCGCACUGUCCUCCAAAGAUCUGUUUCCUGCUGGAUUAAUUGUUGAUCCUCGUACGAACUGUCUCGUCUUAAAUAGCCGCACCGGGCACGUUCAAUUUUAUAAUACUUACACAAAAAGUUUAUUGUAUAAUAUAAACAUUACCGCCCAAAAUUUUUUAACACAAGAACGUAGUGUAAUUAUUGUGAACACAGAAGUAACGAAAAUAGCUUUAAAUCAUGAUGGUACGUGGAUGGCAACUGUCGAGGAACGAAAUGAUAAAGUGUCGUGUAUAGAAGUAAGAUUGAAGUUUUGGAUGUUCGACACUAAGCAACAAUUAUUUACAUUGAACACGUCUAUCGAGCUUCCUCAUGAGGGUGGCGUAAAUGCUUUACAUUUCCAACCGAGCACGUUAUUUGAUGAUGGUGAAAUAUUAGCGGUUACAACCGGCAGAGAUAGAAAAUUUAAAUUAUGGCAUCUCGUCGAACCUUCAUCUAUUCACAAGAAAGCGAAACAUUGGCAGUGUCAUAGUAUGGGAGAUUAUAGAAAUUUGCUCGUAUCGGAUGCUGGCUUCUCGAUAGAUGGUUCGUUAGUUGGGAUCGGUUUUGAUUCUAGCGUGACAAUAUGGAUUCCUGAGACCUGUACAUUCAAAUACAGUCUUCGACAUAGUCAAUAUCAAUAUCCAGUGAUGCGAGUUGAAUUUGGCAAGCAGGAAGCAUGUCAUCUCGUAAUAGCAGCUUCCGCUCACCAUAUUGCUGUUUGGAACAUUCUGUCGCUUUCCUUAAUAUGGAGCGUACCCUUAAAAAUUGCAACUCUCACAGCAGAUCCGAAAUCCACGUAUAUGGCCGUUUUUACAACUGACAAUUCAUUAUUCAUAUUCACACCGCAAAAAUCAACACCAAUCUACACGAGGGAGAAUGUUAUUGAAAAUAACAGUUCCGUUUUGGGAGCAGCCUUCGUGCCACAUUUACAAGAGAAACGAGAUUCUUCGCAUAGACUUUGGCAAAGAAAGUCGCAGCUCUUCUUUCUAGACUCUAAUCAAGAAUUAUUGACCUUGGAACCGGAGUCCGAAGUGACUAUUUCGCUGGAAAUCUUGUCCUCAAAAGCAACCGUUCCUGCUACGGCCUUCAGUAAUCUAGUGGCGGCCAAAACUACUGUAGACAAGGAAGCAGUCACUCCCUUCAUGCACGACCAAUUAGGGGAAGCCGGGACAGGAAUAGUGGAAGAGCUCCUGAGCGUCUCGGCACACACUUUACCACCCAUGAAGCUACUCUGUGCGUCUUUCAUCACGUCUCUGUUAUCGUCCUCCGUAUCGAAAACUCAAUCAGGGGACGAUAAUAAAAGUGAAAGGAAUGAUGGAACUCUGAGUGGCGACGAAUCGGCUGAAGAGAGCGAGGAGGAAGUAUCACGGACAAAAAAACGUGAAUCACCACCUAUGGUUGAGAACGCAGACAUCGAUGAUGAGACAAAAGUAGAAGUUGUCGAUCACAACUGGUCCUUCCUGUCAACUAUACUUCCAGAUCGAGGAGAAAUUGAAAUUAAAUAAAAAGAAAAUAAUAAAUAGUAAUUAAUAAUUUUUUA